GGAAAUUCUUUAAAGAAAAUUCUACAUUUGUUCCUCAUAUUACCACUUUUCUAUGCAUUAUAAAUGUUAUAACAAUUAUUUAUUUAAUUUUGAUAAGAAACGUCUGAAAUACAGAAAAAAGGUUCUUUUUAUCAAAAUAAUUAUAAAGAACAAGUAUAUUUCAAUAUUUAUUUUUAUUAAUUUAUUUAGUUCUCAAACAAAAUCUUUACAGGAUAAUAUAUGGACAUACGAUACUUUUGAUAUAAAUAAGGGCAUUGUUAUACAGUUUAAUAAUAAGCGACAGAACUUUGAUGUUUCAAGCACUGAUAAAAAUCUGGAGAAAAUAAAGAAAUCUAAAGUUUUUAGUGUUCAAGUUAAAAUUCCAUUUUCAGAUUGUAUAAAGGAUUUUGAAAAGGAAUUAAUUAAUUAUUGCAAACCUUAUUUCCAUCGUUUUUUUUCUAAGAGAAGAUAA
Molecule: messenger RNA, 451 nt
Organism: Pneumocystis murina B123
Lineage: Eukaryota; Fungi; Ascomycota; Pneumocystomycetes; Pneumocystales; Pneumocystaceae
Exons: 2
Coding region: 53-451 (132 amino acids)
Source: RefSeq, a predicted model, not a curated record